Messenger RNA from Hemiscyllium ocellatum (epaulette shark), 4299 nucleotides. RefSeq names its product sorting nexin family member 30 (gene snx30). The transcript has 9 exons. Gene Ontology annotation, molecular function: phosphatidylinositol binding. The record is from RefSeq and is a predicted model, not a curated record. Lineage: Eukaryota; Metazoa; Chordata; Chondrichthyes; Orectolobiformes; Hemiscylliidae. Bases 58 to 1395 code for a protein of 445 amino acids.
GAGAGACAGCGAGAAGCAGGGGCGGCGGCAGUGGGAGGAGAUAGCGAUCUGUUAACGAUGAGUUCGGCACUUUGCAAACCGUUACCGUCCUCGGGUCCCAGGUCUAUCUGCGACGUGUCGCACCCGCUGUCGGCGGAGGAACUGCUAUCCCCUGAGCCCGAGCUGGCGGCCGGCGGAGACAAGGUGGGGGGCCCCGGUAACCAUGGGAGACCGGCAGGGCCCCCGGAUCAAAUGUUACCCAAUGGGACACCAGUGGAGACAUCAAGUCCUGCUUCUUCCUCAUCUCUCCUUAAUAGGUUACAACUGGAUGAUGAGCUGGAUGGUGAAACCAAGGAUCUCUUUGUUACAGUUGAUGACCCAAAGAAACACGUGUCUGCAAUGGAGACUUACAUUACCUACAGAGUUAGCACAAAAACCACCAGAAAUGAGUUUGAUUUACCAGAGUACACAGUUCGACGUAGAUACCAAGAUUUUGAUUGGUUGAGGACUAAACUGGAAGAAUCACAGCCGACUCAUCUUAUUCCACCUCUUCCAGAAAAGUUUGUAGUGAAGGGAGUGGUGGAUCGCUUUUCCGAAGACUUUGUGGAAACUCGAAGGAAAGCACUGGACAAGUUUCUGAAAAGGAUCGCAGAUCAUCCAGUUCUUUCCUUCAAUGACCACUUCAACGUUUUUCUAACAGUAAAGGAUCUGACUCCUUAUAAAAAGCAAGGCCUAGCUUUUAUUACCAAGAUGGGGGAAUCUGUGAAAUAUGUUACUGGAGGUUACAAGCUAAGAAGUCGGCCUGUUGAGUUUGCUGCUAUGGGGGAUUACUUGGACAUGUUUUCUCAGAAGUUGGGGACAAUUGACCGAAUUGCCCAGAGAAUAGUCAAAGAACAAGCAGAAUAUUUAGUGGAGCUCAGAGAAUAUGGGCCCAUUUAUUCCUCCUGGUCUGCUGUAGAAGAAGAACUAAACAAGCCCCUCAAUGGGGUAUCAAACUGUGUUGGCAGUAACUGCAUUGCCCUGGAAGAUCUAUCUGAGGACAUGUCUGAUGACUUUCUUCCUGUCCUUCGAGAAUAUGUACUCUAUAUAGAAUCUAUGAAGAAUGUGCUUAGGAAAAGAGAUCAAGUGCAAGCUGAGUAUGAGGCCAAACUUGAAACUGCUGCUUACAAGAAAGAAGAGAAGCAGGGAACGCCAACAAGUGUUGAAAAGUGCCAGGACCGUGUGGAAUGCUUCAAUGCUGAUCUGAAGGCAGACUGGGAUCGGUGGCAAAGCAACAAGAGACAGGACUUUCGACAGCUGUUGAUGGGAAUGGCUGACAAGAACAUCCAGUAUUAUGAGAAGUGUCUUGCAGCAUGGGAGUCUGUUAUUCCACUCUUACAAGAGAAGCCGGAAGUUACAAGUGAAGGCCACUCAUAGCUUCUGCUUUCAUGUUGCCCAUUGGCUCUUUCCCUCUUCACUUGCCCAGUUCAGAGUACUGGAAUAUUGCACUUUGGGGGAGUUGGGAGUAAACAACAUAGACAAUUUUAUAUAUAGCUGUACAUCAAUUGCACAUUGUGCAAGGACACUAAUUGUCUGCAGAAGGUGUGCUCUCUCAGUGAAGGAUUUGUUUGUUUCAUCCACGUGUUGUCUAACAGCUCACUUUCAGCAGUCUGAGUACUGGCCACUUAAUUGUGAAGAAUACAAAGGCACUCUCUCUUUUUUUGCCUGAUUGACAUGGUUGAUUGUGCUCCUCCAUGUGUUGUAGUUUUUUAAACUUGUUACACCUAAACAGUCUUUGACACUUUUCAAAUUACUUUUGAUAGAUGCCUUGAAGCAUCCUAUUUAACCAAUUGCGUGCACUUGGGUGUGGAGGAGUUUUUUCACUUGAGGGUUUGGUGAGAUUGGAGCAAGCCUGUAUAGAAAAAAGCUUUAAGCAUUAAUUUAGUGAUUGAAAAUGUUAAUGCCUCAGACAAAAGGGAAGGAAAUGAAGCAUACUUGACAUGUAAAUUCCUUAUUUAAAUCUUUAUAGUAGUCACACAAUAUUUUGAAGUCUUUGUUCCCUUGUGCACGUUGGAGACCAUGUAUUAGAGUGCUAAAUAAUCCAGAGUCUGUUGCAGCACAGUAUUGGUGAAAGCUUUUGUGACCAGCAUUAAUUGAACAUUGACAGCAUUCCUUUUUUCAAAAAAAUCACAAUCGAUUUGUAGAGUACUGUAUCCUCUCUAUCAUGAAACCAUUGUCUAGUUUGUGUAUUUUCCUAUUCCUGAAUUUUGCCAAGUUUUUAUUUUCACUUUUUGUACAAUUUGACAUCCUUGAUGUGCUAUCUAUAUAAUGUUUAAUCUGUAAAAAUGAAGUCAGUUUAUAAAAUCGUGCCCUUUUGAUAAAUGCUUUCAGGGCAAGGUAAGAGGCGACCUGAUCACCACCCUAUCCUUGUUGAGACCUGUGAGAAUUAAGUGAGUAUUCCCAGAUAUUUAGUUAAAAAGGAUGAGAUAUUAGGUAUCAGAUCACCCAGGGAACAAACAAUAACUGAAUUGAGUGUACACAAAGUGCCUUUGUUGCAUGAAAUAUUUUGUAUAAGCUAAUUUAUUUACUUUGGGCUAAAUUUUGAGCAACCCUUGCUGCUUUGUUUUCGUGACUACAAUACACUAAACUCUUGAAAAUAGGAAAAGUUGCAUGUUUAUAUUGCUGCUUUUGUGCCUGCUGUAGGAGAUUUGGUUUAUUUUUUCCUGUAAACCUUUUGAGUACAAUAUCUUUAAAUGAACAAGCAAGUUACUAAACAAUUUUUAAAAAUCCUUGAUUUUGUUCUUGGUGACAUCAAGCAGAAUUAAGACGAGUGGUGGAUUUGGGCAGUGGAGGGAAACUUGUAUUUGAUCAUGCCCCUGGUGUGAUUGUGCACAGUCAUUUUAUUCAGAAAACUAAAUGGGCAUCUGAAGCUUUAGCUUGGUUAGCUGCACUUUGUAGAAGUUGCUUUCUACCAUAGACCUGGAAGUAGAAUUGUUGAAAACUUAGACCACAAAAUUAAAGCUAACCAAAAAGAUCAUUUAAGGUAUUCUUUCUGCCCUGGCAACUUCUAAAAUGGGCGAAGCUGAGACAUGUUUUUCUUUUGAACAGUUCAAUGCAUUAAACUGAAUGCUGGAGUGAUAGGGACCAUCACAUCAGUUCCUUUUUUUGUGAUGAUAUCAUUUAAUGGGUUUGUUGUCAAUUUAUCAGCCCAAUUUAAAUUGAAAUAUUUCUACUUGGUGAAUUUUAUUCAAAACUGCAUGAAUUCUUCCAAUUCCAUGCAUAAGCUCUCCCAUCCAAAACUCUCCUCCAGCCUGUCCACUACCACCACAAACCUUUGUAAGAGUGGGCUGGGGAGAAAAGUUGCUUCAAAAGCAUCAGUUAACAUUCAUGACUUCAGGGAAUUUUUUUUUUAUUCAGAUGAGCAACGUCAUUGCUGUCAGGGUAACUGUUUUGGUGGCAUGUUUGUAAAUCACGAUGUAUUAAUCUGGUUUUUUAAAAAACAAGCGUUAACAUUCUUCUGAACCUGAAAAUUGGUUACCCUGUAUUACGUGGUGUAAUUUUACUUUGUGCCAAAACUCUAAUGCAUUUUCACAAGGAAGUUAGGAAUAUUCUGAAGAUGCCCGGGUAGGCGGUGAUCAAGCAAACAGCCUUUCAGCAAGUUAGCAUGUAGCAAAUAAAACACUGGGAGCCAUUUGAAAUGGCAUAAGCAGUAUGGACAAGUAGCAUUGCAUGUGGUACUUUGAAAUAUUCAUUCUUUUUGGUUUUUCUGCUGCUAACUUCUGGAAUGUGCUAGGGUUGUAAUAAACUGUAUUGCCCUAAGUUACCACUGGGGUUGCAAAGGUACAUUUUGUCCAUCAAGGAACAAAUUCCAGUGCAGUGUUCAAUACUGUCAAGCUUGCAUAGUGUGCAGUUCACUAACUCAUGGCUUGACUUGUUGGCACAAAUGGUGAGGAGAAGAUCUUGUUUCAUGGUAUUAAAAUGUACCUAUGCAUUCAAAGAGCUCUAGUAUUCUGGAUCAUUACAGUUUUUUAUAACAAUUGCUGGAAAUUAGGCUUUCAAUAUUUUGUUUAACUGCAUCUAUAUUGAAGCUUCUAAUUGAUCUUCGGUUAUUUGAAGUGAUUUGUGAUCCUCUUUUUGUUGAGGAUAGGUGGAUUUGUUUACUGUGAAUUAUAAAGCAUGAAGCUUUGAAAUAAAUCAUGGAGUUAAAACUUAGUAAAAUCAGUGUGGAUUAUGGAAUAUUGUACCCUUUCCCUAACAGAAGUUUGGUGCUAUGCUAACGCCAACAGUUCUUGUCAUCCAACUUGUACCUGUGGAGUUUUUGAACAAUAUUGAAUAAACACC